ACGCGUUCACACCCGCGCGCGGCCCGCGGCGCCUUCACGCGCUGCCGUUUUGUUUAUGCGGAGCAGCGAGGGCGACCGGGGUGCGAAGGUCUGCUCUGCAAGGGCUAGAUAAAGCCGGGCUGCGACACCGACGCGGUCGUCCUGCCAUGGAUACCACCGAGAGAGCGGAGAGCGCGCACAGCCCAGCACGUCCGCCCUCGCGCAGCCGCUGCCCGCCGCCCGCGCAGCCCCGGUCCGAGGGCUUCUGGAGACCGUGGGUUCGAACUCCUGGAGAGAAAGAGAAGCGGACGGGGUCCCGUGCUGCAGAGGCGUUGCCCAGUGGCCCAGGAAUGGCAGAAGCUUCCGGGAAGCUUUUGCAAUACCAACACCCCGUCAGACUAUUCUGGCCCAAGUCCAAGUGUUANGACUACUUAUAUCAAGAAGCAGAAACUCUUCUGAAAAAUUUCCCAAUUCAAGCUACAAUUUCGUUUUAUGAAGAUUCUGAUAGUGAAGAUGAAGCAGAGGGGCUGGCCUGUGAAAAUCAAUCUAAUUAGUUACUUCUGGUGACAAUUUGAAUUUUGUAUAUAAGUGUACCAUAAACUUUUAAAACUAAUUUAUUUGUAUAUACAUUAUUAAUAAAACAUUUUGUAAUAAUUACAGUA
This is a messenger RNA of Mus caroli (Ryukyu mouse), 641 nucleotides long. RefSeq names its product cytochrome b5 reductase 4. Gene Ontology annotation, cellular component: cytoplasm; endoplasmic reticulum; nucleus. The record is from RefSeq and is a predicted model, not a curated record. NCBI's taxonomy places the organism in Eukaryota, Metazoa, Chordata, Mammalia, Rodentia, Muridae. Gene Ontology annotation, molecular function: heme binding; cytochrome-b5 reductase activity, acting on NAD(P)H. Gene Ontology annotation, biological process: negative regulation of transcription by RNA polymerase II; embryonic pattern specification; superoxide metabolic process.